GAUCCGAACAUGAACGGGUACCCGAAAGUCCACCCCUGGUAGCCUAGCCGCCCUCUCCUCGAUGAGAUAACCUAUCUUCUUGUCGUUUCCUUACCAAAUCCAAACCUCAAACCAAUUCUGCCUGAGUUCGUUUUUAAUUUACUCUGUAAUCCAAUCUUACCUUCUCUCUCGAUCAUGGAUCCAUCCAAAGUUUUCACCUUUUCCCGAAACUUCGCCGUCUUGGUCAAACUCCAAGGCCCUGACCCGAAGGGAUUGAAGAUGAGGAAACAUGCUUUUCACCAAUACAAUUCUGGGAAUACAACACUUUCAGCUUCUGGGAUGUUGUUUCCAAGAAGUAUCUUGAGUGGUGAUGUCUCAGCUAAGCUUUUGUGUGAAGAUGGUCAGGACAUGGCGCUGGUUUUGACUGUUGCUUCUCUUGUUGAGCCCUUCUUAACGUUGGGACAUAGAACUAGCAUCUCUCAGGAGCCGGUGAAGUUGAUUCCUGGUGCAAGGAUUGAGAUUAUGGUGGAGGGUCAGUUAAACUCGGAGAAGGAAGAUCCUUUUUGGGUUCCUGCGCAACUUCUUUCCCUGGUUGAUGUCCCUGCAUCUUCUGCUGCACUCCAGUCUCUUAUUGAGACUUCUGUUGGUUCAAAAGAUUCUGGUUGGGAUGUUGGUUGGUCUUUGGUCUCUGGUGAUACCGUUUCUCAGCCUUCAACCAAUAUGAAACAUUACAGCAAGCCCUUGAUGCAACGUGAUGAGCCAAAUGAUGCUAAGUUUAUGGCCAAGUCUGCCACUCGAAUGGCUCUUCUAGGAGUCUCUUUAAGCUUAUUGGAUCAGCCAAGCAUAAAUCUCGCUUCCCCAAGUAGCAAGGGUGAUACACUCUUAACACUUGGCUCUCCUUUUGGGAUCCUUUCACCUCUACACUUUUUUAACAGCGUAUCAACUGGUUCCAUCUCAAACUGCUACUCUUCUGGAUCGCUAAAGAACUCACUGAUGAUAGCUGAUGUUCGAUGUCUCCCUGGUAUGGAAGGAGCUCCGGUGUUUGGUAAGAAUGGUCACUUAAUUGGCAUUCUGAUUCGACCGCUAAGACAAAAGAACAGUGGCGUUGAAGUCCAGCUGGUGGUUCCAUGGGGAGCAAUCACAGCUGCUUGCAGCCACUUACUGCUUGAGGAACCAUCCGAUGAGAUAUUACGUAUCAAACCAGAUGCUAGUAUUCCUGUACAAGUGGCUGUUGGGAAAGCGAUGGAAUCGAUUUGUCUUAUCACGGUCAACGAUGGUGUCUGGGCAUCCGGUGUUGUUCUCAACGAACAAGGUCUCAUACUAACAAACGCUCACCUUCUUGAGCCGUGGAGGUUUGGAAAAGGUGGCGUAGUAUAUGGUGAAGGAGACGACAAUGGUUUAAGACCGCAUGUCUUAGGAGCUCAGGAGUUUUCUUCCACGAGAAGUAGAUUUUGGGAACAGGAGAGUCAAACACUGCCACGAAAAGCUCCAGCAGAUCUUCAUGUCAAGAAGUACAAGCACAGUUUCCUUCAGAGUGGGCAUAGAGACAUACGUGUACGAUUGUGUGAUCAAGAUUCUUGGACUUGGUGUCCUGCUAAAGUGGUCUAUAUCUGCAAGGAGCAGUUGGAUGUUGCCUUACUGCAGCUAGAAGAUGUUCCUGGAAAGCUCCAACCUAUUGCUGCCAAUUUUUCUUCUCCUCCUUUGGGAACACCGGCACAUGUUGUUGGACAUGGACUCUUCGGACCUAGAUGUGGGCUUUCUCCUUCUGUUUGUUCCGGAGUUGUGGCAAAGGUAGUUCACACAAAGAAGAGAUUGUAUACGCAACCCUGUUUUCAGGAUGCUACAGAGUUCCCUGCAAUGCUAGAAACAACAGCUGCUGUGCAUCCUGGUGGUAGUGGUGGUGCUGUUGUCAAUUCAAGUGGCCAUAUGAUUGGACUUGUUACCAGCAACGCAAGACAUGGAGCGGGGACAAUUAUACCGCAUCUCAACUUCAGCAUCCCAUGCGUAGUCUUAGCACCAAUCUUCAAGUUUGCACAAGAUAUGCAAAACAUGGAGAUCCUACAAACACUAGAUCAACCAAACGAAGAACUCUCAUCAAUAUGGGCUUUGAUGCCAUCACUGUCACCAAAGCCUAAGCCAAACACUGCGCACUAUCUACCAAAGUUACUGAAAGAUGUUAAUAACAAACAAAAGAAAGGAUCACAGUUUGCCAAGUUCAUUGCAGAGUCCCAAGAGAUGUUUGUAAAGCCGACCAAGCUUUCCCGCGAUGUGAUCCCAAGCAAGUUAUGACAAAAUGGCAUUCUUUGCAGGGUUUGUAUCUUCAAUUUCUCCUUUAGCUUGUGGAUGAAGAUUACAAUGUGCUGGUACUGUUUCUGGAUUCCUCUGCUUGUAACAUAUUUAAACACUUGUGACACGAUUGCAACUGUUUAUCAAUCCUCAUUCUAUAUUUCUUGCA
Molecule: messenger RNA, 2434 nt
Organism: Brassica napus (rape)
Lineage: Eukaryota; Viridiplantae; Streptophyta; Magnoliopsida; Brassicales; Brassicaceae
Product: glyoxysomal processing protease, glyoxysomal-like
Exons: 14
Coding region: 175-2268 (697 amino acids)
Biological process (GO): protein processing
Cellular component (GO): peroxisome
Molecular function (GO): serine-type endopeptidase activity
Source: RefSeq, a predicted model, not a curated record